GUGAAAUAUAAAAGCAAAACUAAUUACCAAGUACAAUGGAAACCAUUUUGCAACCACCGCCGCCAUUUAUAUUUGAAAAUAAUCUUGUAAAUGUGACAUCUGGUAAUUUAAGUAAAGAGUGGGACAAAUGGAAAAAGAGUUUCAUAAUUUACUAUGCAGCGUGUGAAAUCGGGAAGAAAGACGCCACAGUGCAGAUAAAUAUUUUGCUUCAUGUCAUUGGUGAUCAGUGCAGAGACGUGUACGAUCAGUUUACGGAUCAAACAAAAUGUGAUACGGUUGACAAAGUGUUGGCGAAAUUUGAUGAUUUUUUUUACCCAAAAAAGAAUUUAACGAUUGAACGUCACAGAUUCUUUACACGCGAUCAGAGUGAAUUCGAGUCCGUCGAACAGUACGUGUUCGAAUUAAACAAAAUGGCGGUGAAAUGUGAAUUCAAAGACCUGUGCCAAGACUUAGUGCGAGAUAGAUUGAUAUGUGGAAUAAGAGAUGGAACAUUACGAGAACGCUUGUUGAGGGAACCAGAUUUGACUUUAACAAAGGCUGUAGAGAUUGGUAAUUUGGCAGAAUUAUCUCGCGCACAAGCUGUGACCUUGAAAUCGGAGAGCACUGAGCAUCACCAUGUACAUGAAAUUUCUAAUGAAAAUCAAGGUACAAACUCACAAGUGAAGGGGAUUGAU
This is a messenger RNA of Cydia strobilella, 674 nucleotides long. RefSeq lists its product as uncharacterized. The transcript has a single exon. Lineage: Eukaryota; Metazoa; Arthropoda; Insecta; Lepidoptera; Tortricidae. The record is from RefSeq and is a predicted model, not a curated record. The annotation marks the transcript as partial.